AUGUGUGUUGUUUCCAUGGGACUUAGAGUAGGGCUGCAAUGUGGAAGAAUAGAACCCAACUACCCCCUAGUUUCUGGUCACCGAGGCCCAGUGCUUGAUAUUGCUUGGUGUCCUUUCAAUGAUAAUGUGAUUGGGAGUGGUUCAGAGGAUGGAAUAGUGAGAGUUUGGCAGAUUCCAGAUGGAGGCCUGGUACGACCUCUGACUGAUCCUAUCGUCGAACUUAUCGGUCACCAGCGUAGAGUGGGACUCAUUCUCUGGCAUCCUGUUGCCAACAAUGUACUGCUUAGUGCCAGUGCUGAUCUCAAGAUUAUAAUCUGGAACGUAGGAACAGCUGAAAUUCUGUUCACAAUCAAUCACCCUGAUCUUAUUUAUUCUGUCUGCUGGAAUUGGGAAGGCAGCCGAAUAGUCACAACUUGUAAAGACAAGAAAAUCAGAAUUUAUGAUCCUAGAAAUGGAGAAAUGGAGCAGGAAGCUCUGGGUCAUGAGGGUGCUAAGCCUCAAAAAGCAGUAUUUUUAAGAAAUGGGCUGCUGUUCACUACAGGAUUCUCAAGGAUGAGUGAAAGACAAUAUGCUUUACGGAGUGAAGUAGCUAUUUCUGAGCCUAUAGUUUUAGAAGAGCUUGACACUAGCAAUGGUGUGUUAUCCCCUAUGUAUGAUCCAGAUGUUAAUUUAUUGUAUCUUUGUGCAAAGGGAGAUAGUAACAUACGCUACUUUGAAAUAACAGAUGAAGCACCUUUUGUGCACUACAUCAACACUUAUCAAUCUACAGAGCCUCAAAGAGGUGUUGGAUACAUGCCAAAAAGGGGCUGUGAUAUUCACCAGUGUGAAAUAGCAAGGUUUUUUAAGCUGCAUUCUAAAGGAUUCUGUGAAGUUAUUACAUUUACUGUUCCUAGAAAGUCAGAACUGUUUCAAGAUGAUCUCUAUCCAGAUACCCUGUCAGACACUCCUGCCUUAUCAGCUGAAGAAUGGGCUGGUGGUAAAGAUGCCGAACCUAUUCUGAUGAGCCUAAAAGAUGGUUACAAACCUAAAGCUCAAGAGUUCAAACUCUCUAAAAGCAAAUCAAACAUUUUAGAUAGAAUGCCUUCAAAAUCAAGAGAUAAAAUUAUCUCUUUACAGAAAGAAAAACUGGAUGAAAUAAUGGAUGAAAUUCGUAUGCUAAAAAGCAUUGUGCUGAAACAGGAAGUGCGUAUCCGAGAUUUAGAAAAAAAAGCUGAUGAGCAACUGAAACCUGUCCCGGAACCACAACCGGAGGAAAAUUCCAAACAGAAUCAAGUCAACAAUAACCAUGAACCUGUCAGCAUCCUAGUAGACGAAGUUUAGUCUUCAAAAUAGCAGAGGUUGAUGCAGUUAUUUUUUUCCCUUUAUACUCUGAAAUAUGCCUAAAUAGU
This is a messenger RNA of Uloborus diversus, 1388 nucleotides long. Its product is annotated as coronin-1C-A-like. Gene Ontology annotation, molecular function: actin filament binding. The record is from RefSeq and is a predicted model, not a curated record. The transcript is spliced from 10 exons. Lineage: Eukaryota; Metazoa; Arthropoda; Arachnida; Araneae; Uloboridae. Gene Ontology annotation, biological process: actin filament organization. The coding region runs from base 1 to 1320 and encodes 439 amino acids.